Portunus trituberculatus (swimming crab) is the source of this 7127-nucleotide messenger RNA. RefSeq lists its product as uncharacterized. Bases 2137 to 5184 code for a protein of 1015 amino acids. NCBI's taxonomy places the organism in Eukaryota, Metazoa, Arthropoda, Malacostraca, Decapoda, Portunidae. Gene Ontology annotation, biological process: cell surface receptor signaling pathway; G protein-coupled receptor signaling pathway. Gene Ontology annotation, molecular function: G protein-coupled receptor activity. The transcript has 13 exons. The record is from RefSeq and is a predicted model, not a curated record. Gene Ontology annotation, cellular component: membrane.
UUAAAAUUCUUCUGUUCCGGUAUAUUCUUUUGGUGUUUCUUCGUCUUCAUCACAAUCGCCUGGCACUUGGACCAAUAUUCAUGCUAGUUCACUACUCAGACACUGUUACUAUAUUUACUCCCCUUGAGUAUGACGCACACUCUACUUAGCACACUAUUAUUAGCAUACUCGUCAGGCACUUAGUCCACUCCAGUCACUCCUGUACCGGUUAUAUGGUAUAUAUUGCUGCUGCAGGGCCGCUGGACGGGCGCCACUGGUUCGAGCAGGAUGGUAACGCUGGGUAGCUCCCCGGUAGCAUUGUGGGGCCAGUAACCUAUGUAAUGUUCAAUUGCUUCCUUCGACUUGUAUAAUCCUAACCGGGAGGUGUGUGUGUGUGUGUGUGUUUCCCUGGAAGUUAGAAGUCAGUAAUUACGAAUCGCAAAUAAUGCUUUGGAAAAAUAUAAUUUGUAUAAGAUGUAGGCUAUGAAGAAAAACUAGGAUAAAAAUAGGUUUUGAUACAUAUUCACAAAUAACUCACUUUGUGGAGGAUGCAUUUUUAAGAUACUUAAUACUAAACACUUCUUCAUACUCACAUGAAGUAACACUGCCAAAGCGUAAAUGACAAAUUUCCUUAACCUACCGCCAUUACAAAAUUCAUAUAAAUAAAGUAAAACACGUUUCUACUAGAACUUACACAUUCCUACAAAAGCAAGUAAAUGUCUUUUGCUUAUUUUUUUUUUUUUUCCCACAUAUAUACUUUUUAUUAUAGAGCCCCAUAACCCUACACGAAUCUCUUUUAAUACAGCUGGUUUUCUAUCGUAAGUUCAGGGUAUACUCACCUAAAUUAAGAGUGCAUAACAUUUUGAUGUGCCACAACCUCCAUGUUUUUCUUUUGACUCCUAAGUGCAAACUUACCAUAGAGAAAAGAUAAGGGGAGAGGCUGUCGCCCAUACCGCUCUUCAGUGGAGGGUGAAGCCAGUCGGCAGAGCCUAUCUGGUGGCCGUGGGCAGAGUUAAGCAAGUCAACCCAAACAUUGAGUAAGUCAUGCGUUAAUCCUCCAUAAAAAUUUUCCUUUUUCCCUUAAUUCAUCCAUAUAUCAUGUGACUAGUAAAUACUAAUAUAAAUGAACGGAUACAGCAUGAAUUUCGCUGACAGAUUUGAGAGAGAAAAAAUCUGUUCUUUUAUCAUUUACAUUAUGAAAAGUAAAUGUUUAUCACUCCUUAACAAACAUCAUUUGUAAACCUUACUCAUUUAUCAUAUAUACUGGACUUCUAUUAAACCUUUCAUUAUAUGUAGAGUGGACAAACUUUUCAGUGCUAGGGCCGCAUUAAAAAAAAAUCACAAUCUUAUAAGGCCGCAUACUAUAUUAACCCAAAAUCAUUAAUAUUUGAAAUACAAAAUUAAAGGCUUCUACAGAAAAGCCCUUCUCACACGCAUGUGCACGCUUGCGGGAAGAAAAUUAAAUGCUCACAAUACUAUUUGAUGUUGUUUAUUUAUUAACUUGGUCUUUCAAAUUUUACUAACAUAAUUUUGUCAGGCCGUAUGAAACCCUUCGGCGGGCCAUAGUUUGCCCAUACCUGGUCUAUGAUAUACCAGGAAACAAAAUAUACACAGACGAGAAGAAGAAGAAGAAGAAUAAAAAAAAAAUAAUAAUAAUAUGAGGAUGGCGAACGACAACUUGGAGUUGGCUUAACAUACACAAUAUUUUCAGUGAUGCAAUACUAUUAGUUAAUGUUAGCAAGGCAGAAAAAUAGAGCACAAGAAACAUAAUUAAAUUUCAAGUAGCAUAAGUAGACUAUGAUACGCCUAACAUAUGCUUCAUGUGGCCUCAAAAUCGUAUAAUGUUUGGAGAUAACUGAGGAAAGAUGAGUUAUAGAGCAGUGAAACGGUUACAACUAUUUACUUAGGUCUUUGUGAUAUGUGAAAACAGAGUAGGAGGCGGCGGGUGACUCGCUAUGGCGGGUGAGUGAGGCAAUGAAGACUAGACUUAUCUGAAGAAGCAGUGACGCUGUGCCAGUCGGAGUGCGCGUGUCAUGGGAGCCGGGAGGGUGCGUGCCGGGUAUCAGUGUUGCUGUUGCUUGACUAGUAACACCACGGACAACGUUCUCCGUUGCAGGUUAUUCCGUCUCUUCUCUGGCCGGUCUCAGGACAGCCGCCAUGCUUCCACAAGUCAGGAGAGCAAGACACUGCUUCCCGAGUGCCAUGUGCGCAAUGCUGACGAUGCUGGUGCCCGUGAGCCUACAGAUAGAGAGCCGCUGGGGUGUGGAGUACCCUGUGGUGCCUUGGGAAGACAUGUGGCAGGAAAUGGAGAUGAUGGCGGUAGGGAAGAACUGUCCGACGGAAAUCUCCACGUGCUGGCACACCGCCAACGAAACCAUCGCCCAGGCGCUGGUGCCACAGGUGUGCAGGCCGUGUGCGUGUGACGAGGAGUGUGUGCGAUACGGCGACUGCUGCAGGGACAAGGCGCAGGCGGACUGGGGCGAUGGCCGGGAGGAGGGCACAGGCCGCUACAACUGCGGGAGACUCCGACCCUGGAUCAGGAAGGAGUUCACUAUGCAGGAGUUCAUGAGCAAGGCCGUCUACCGCCCUGGAGCUCUCUUGCUGGACCGCUUCGUAUACCAGAACGAGGAGGACGAACGGCGCAAUAUUCAUCGAGAGCAUCACACGUGCUCGAUAGAGAUGGCGGAGUUUACAGAGCCAGAGAAGUUUGCGGAGAAGUACGGCGGGCGGCUGUGUAUGUAUCCUAAGUCUGGGUGCCCACCUAACCUGCUGGGCAGAAAAGCGCACUGCAAGCAGCAGGUCCGGCACUGUCACCCUGAUUGGCCGGAGCCCCUGGACGUGGAGAAGUGCCACCGCUACUCCCAGCUGGUGCUGCACACGGUGGGCGGCAGCCGCACCACCCUCUACAAAAACCUUCACUGCGCGAAAUGCAACUUCGUCAACAUGUCGUCGGGCCAGUUCCGGUGUUUCGACGCUUACAAUUUGAAAAUGUGCGCUUCCCUUAACAUCUCCAGGUCCGUGAGCUUGCCACAGGUCUUCUCUGUGCUGAUGGAUUUCCGGAACACCUCUUGUGACGCGACAGACGAGUUGUGGGACCCCAUCCACCUCGCCUGCAGGAAGGUGUUCUGUGGACAGCUGUUCAAACUGGAAAAAGGUGUGUGCGUCAGAGAUCCAGCUGUCCUCGCUGUCUUACGGAAUUCCACGCUGCUGGAUGAUUCGUGUCGGAAGAUCAAGCUGUCAGAGUCGGAGUACAUACCGCGUGGUGACGGCUCAGUGUUUGUCAAUGCCACCAAGCGAGUGUACGAGCUGGGAGAGUACGAGAUGCUAAGUGAAGGGGAUGUACUCAUUUGUAACGACUACGACGACUACUUUGCAAGCUUCACGCUGCUACAUCAGCUGCUCACCCUCGUCACGAUGGUCAUCUCGUUGGUGGGUCUGGGCCUGCACAUCAUCAUCUACAUGCUGGUGCCUCGCUACAGGAACCUCCCCGGAAAGAACCUUUUCUGUCUCAGCUGUUGCCUCUUCCUGGCCUACCUCCUCUUCCUGACGGGGAUGAGAGCCACUGAAAACCGCGGACUAUGUGUCUUUAUCUCCUCUGCUCUUCACUUCUUCUGGCUGGCCGCCUUCUGUUGGAUGAACGUGAUGAGCGUGGACGUGUGCCGUACCUUCAACAGCCAAGUGUACCGCGGAGACCCGGCAGGAAACCGCACCUUUGUUUUAUACUCCCUCUAUGCUUGGAGUGUCCCUGCCUUGGUGGUUGCUCUCGCCCUCAUCUUUGAUUUCAUGGACAUCCUGCCAGACUACCGUCCUCGGUACGCCACAGAUCUCUGCUGGAUAAACAGUCGCUACGGUCUGGCUCUGUUCUUCCUCUUGCCUCAGGGCGCCAUCGUGCUGGAGAACACUUUGCUCUUCCUGGUGACCGCCCGGGGUAUUUACAAGCAGGUGCAGGCAGCCAAGUAUGCCAGUACUCGCUCCCAGAGUGUCAAGGGUGCCAGGAAUGAGAAGAAUGCCAGGGGGGAGCAGAAGACAGGCCCGAAGGAAGCUAUGCAGGGGCGUAGGAACAAGAAAGAUCGGACUCGUUUAAUCUUGUACGUGAAGCUAGCGUUGAUCCAGGGCGUGUCUUGGGUGACGGGAUUCAUUGCUGCCUUCUCCGAUCUGUCCUUCUGCUGGUACAUCUACACAGUCAUCAAUGGCUUGCAGGGAGCUUUCAUCUUCCUCGCGUUCGACAUGAAGAGAAAGGUGUGGGAGUCCGUGUGGGAGGCGCUGGUGGGGACGCCGUGGAGGAAGCGUAAGUCCUCCAAAGACACUCGCACCACUUCCAUGGGUAGGACCACCAACAACUCCAACAGUGAUUCAGAUGAAGGGCAUGAGCUUGACUCAACCUUAGCAGGCCCUUUGGUAGGACAGAAGGGUGUGGGGUGGCAGGCAGGGGUGGGCGUGGACUGGAGCAUCUCCACCAAACACUGCCCUCCUGCCCAGGCCUUUGACAGAGUCAGAAAGGUAGGCAUAGCAGGUUCCCAGAAGUCUAGCUCUGACCAGCCCGCAGGGCAGUGCCAAGCAGUCCUGGAGCCCAAGGCGUCCCCAAGCCAGCAGGUGAAGAAGACAGACUUGCGAGCACGAGUUGUGCGAGGAAACUUUGACGGGGAAGAUGCUGAGUCAAUCAAGCUGGCCUCCGAUGUCCCGCUGCUGCCCCAAGACCAAGCGUCCAGCCAGCCCAAGACAAACAAGCCUAACGUGCAGCGAGUGAUGAGUCUCCUCCAUCAGCUGCAGCAGCAGUCCCAGAGCUCAGUGGAUCUCCCAGACCUGGUACAGCAGCUCCUGAAGCGCAGCGGUGACUCCUUCAAGGGAACAGAUCAGAACCCAGGCACUCUCUCCAAGUGCAGGAGCUUUACUGAAGGGACCUGUCCUGAAAUCAAGGACGAGCAGCAGAGGGCUCUUGUUGCCCAGCUAAGGCAGAGCAUGGCGGCUGGGUCCUUCAGAGCAGAAAUGGGGAACCAUGGACCCCCCAAGACCUCUAGUGCCCAUCACCAGCCCAGCUCACUGAACCACACAGCCAACACCUCGUACAACAGCCUCUACACUCCCAGCAAGAGUCUGCCCCCUCAGAUGUCCGCAGACAACGGCCCUGCGAUCGCCUCUCCGCAGCUAAUUAAACGAUCACAGAACUCAUUUAAUCAUUUGCAAAGAACUCCUAAGUCACAGUGAUGCUUUCAAAAUUGUAACGUGGCGCUGGCAGCCAAUCAUGUAAAAUCCCAGGGGAAGGAAGUGCUCCGAAGAUAGGACCACUGAAUGGUGGCCGUCAGAAAAGAGGGAAUCCUCAGCACGUGUGGCAGGCAGUGCCGCACAUGCUUCACCAUAUUUUGUCACGUAAAACCUGCGCAGUAUUUUGGUGUGGGGGCCAGAGAAGAUAGAUAUAUAUUCUUGUGACUGACAUGGCAUUCAGUAGCAACUAUUUGUUCGUGUAACUGAUGUAUCUUGCUUGUGUAGAUGUACUGUAUACAUGUAAACAGGGAUUUUUUAUCCUGAAGAAAUAUUUACUGCUUCUCCAAAAUGUAAGUUUUACGGAUACGCACUCAUACAGUUAAGCACUAUUUUGUAGGAUACAAGUAUGACAUGUUAAAUCUCUUACCAUGUGUGUGUGUGUGUGUGUGUGUGUAUGUUUAAGAAAAGAUAUUUUAGCCGUUAAAGACGAACUGAAGUGAGUUCCUCACUGUGUUCCGCGAGUCACACUGUCACGCCAUUCAGCCAGAAGCAGCCCGCUGGCAUUACCCCGCUGCAGUGGUUGUCUAUAACAGUUUGGUGUCCGAUAUGUAAUUAUGCGUGACGGAAAAAAUGUACAUACUUUAGAUGUUUAUUUUAUAUACAGCAAUGAGAUGUGGAGGUAUCACGUAAAGGGAACGUUGUACUGGUAAUUCAACCACUCAUUCAGUGCUUCUGCUCGUUUGGAUGUAGGAUUUUUUUUUCUAUCAGGCAAUGAUUGGAUUGUAGGAUAGCUUUACCAUUCACACUAUUUCAUUCACGAACCUUUAGUCGUAUUAAAGUUACCACAUAAUCUGUGGUUCUGGCUGAAACGUAGACUUUUCUUGUCUAAAACGUCUUAUAGACGUUUACCCAAACACCAUUUUAUUCAUUUUUUUUUUUUUAUCAAAUGCAUAACCCUUCUAGGCAUCAGUAGGAGCCUUAAGAGUGCCAAGCAGAGGCAACAAAUGCAUCAUGAUAAUCGAGCAUUCCAGUUGAUAAUAAUUAAAAGUUAAUGCCAAAGCUCGCCAUCAAAAAUAAUAACGUACAGCCAUUAGUGAUAGUUCAUCCACUGCGUCAUGCAGCCAUCACGCGCCAAGUUGUGUUGGUAAACAGUGAUCAUUAUUGAUCGUCAUUCAAUAUUAAUAACACUUGAUUUGAGUCAUGAACAAUUCUUUGUCUUCUAAUCAAUUUGACUUCAUCCUUCCUUUCCGUGUAUCUUGUCUCCGUUACUUCUCUCCUUCAAUCAGGAUUGAAUAGUUGGAUAGUUUGUGGCAUCAAGAAUGGCUCUUAUAUGUACUGUAUGUUAAGAGAACGGCUCGUUUGUCUGUACUGAAUGUUGUGAAAAGUUAAGUCUAGGUUAGUUUUCCAGUUGUAUAUACACUUGUGUAUCCACUCUGGGAAUGAUCAGGUUUUACCAAAUACUGCUCACUUAAGUUUUCAUUGCGCAUGUCUAUUUCUUAACUUUUAUUUUAUUUUAUUCUUUUACUUCAGAUAUUCUUUCAUUCAAUAUGCUUUUCCUUACUAAAGAUACUUUGUUUCUCAGACUUUGGUUGGUGAAGUAAUUUCAUGAAUCAGUUAAGGACACGUGAACAUAAUUAAAUUGUACCGGCAAUCCAAUGUCUUGGUCCGCUGGUUAGCCAUGGGUAGUCAUCAUGUCUUUUCAGUCAUUAUGUUAAUUUUGUACCUCUACACAGAUCCUUAUUUAUUUAUAAUAUACCUGAUUAUUUGGACAGUGGUAAUGAUGUAAAGUCAAUUAGUUUCUCUCUCUCUCUCUCUCUCUCUUAAUAACAUAUUCAGCCAAAGAUACAGUGGUAACCCCAAGUAAUGUGACUUAUACUCAUGUAUAUAAACGAAUAUUCAGAAGCACAACCUUGUUUGAAUUUAUCCACGCCUUAAUGAACCUCUUU